Molecule: messenger RNA, 279 nt
Organism: Williopsis jadinii
Lineage: Eukaryota; Fungi; Ascomycota; Saccharomycetes; Phaffomycetales; Wickerhamomycetaceae
Product: histone H4
Exons: 1
Biological process (GO): nucleosome assembly
Molecular function (GO): DNA binding; structural constituent of chromatin; protein heterodimerization activity
Source: RefSeq, a predicted model, not a curated record
CACAGAAAGAUUCUCCGUGAUAACAUCCAAGGUAUCACAAAGCCAGCCAUCAGAAGAUUGGCCAGAAGAGGUGGUGUCAAGCGUAUCUCUGCUUUGAUCUACGAAGAAGUCAGAGGUGUUCUCAAGUCCUUCUUGGAGAACGUCAUCAGAGAUGCCGUCACUUACACUGAGCACGCUAAGAGAAAAACCGUCACUUCUUUGGAUGUCGUUUACGCUUUGAAGAGACAAGGUAGAACUUUGUACGGUUUCGGUAACUAAAGAGCUUUUUCUGGGAAGGGU